Molecule: messenger RNA, 828 nt
Organism: Sorex araneus (European shrew)
Lineage: Eukaryota; Metazoa; Chordata; Mammalia; Eulipotyphla; Soricidae
Product: high mobility group protein B1-like
Exons: 3
Coding region: 1-828 (275 amino acids)
Biological process (GO): regulation of transcription by RNA polymerase II
Molecular function (GO): DNA binding, bending
Source: RefSeq, a predicted model, not a curated record
AUGAUAAGAGAGCUUCGGGAUGGAUUCAACAAGAACAAAUUAAGUGUCAUUAGGGCCCCUGAGGGCCAGGAAGACAACCCUGAUGAAGAAAUAACAGUCAAAAAUAUUGCUGAGAAGUUCCCAGAAUUGAAGAAUGCAUGCACCCAGAUUCAGUCAGCUGAAAGCAAUGCUGGAAUUGAAUCCAGGAUCUCAUGCAUGUAUGAUCAAUUAGACUUUGAUCAAGUGGACUUGCUUACAGGCAAAGGAGAUUUUAAGACGCCGAGAGGCAAAAUGUCAUCAUAUGCAUUCUUUAUGCAAACUUGCCAGGAGGAGCACAAGAGGAAGCACCCAGAUGCUUCUGUCAACUUUUCAGAGUUAUCUAAGAAGCAUUCAGAGAGGUGGAAGAUUAUGUCGGCUAAAAAGAAAGGAAAAUUUGAAGACAUGGCAAAGGCUGACAAGUCCUGUUAUGAAAGAGAAAUGAAAACUUAUAUCCCUCCUAAAGGGGAAACAAAAAAGAAGUUCAAGGAUCCCAAUGCACCCAUGAGGCCUCCUUUGGCCUUUUUCUUGUUUUGUUCUAAUUAUCACCCAAAAAUCAAAGGAGAGCAUCCUGGCCUGCCUAUUGGUGAUGUUGCAAAGAAACUGGGAGAGAUGUGGAGCAACACUGCUGCAGAUGAUAAGCAGCCUUACGAAAAGAAGGCUGCCAAGCUGAAGGAGAAAUACGAAAAGGACAUUGCUGCAUACCGAGCUAAAGGAAAGCCUGAUGUGGCCAAGAAGGGAGUUGUUAAAGCUGAAAAGAGGAAGAAAAAGAAGGAAGAGGAGGAAGAUGAAGAAGAAGAAGAUGAUGAAUAA